Messenger RNA from Aureobasidium pullulans EXF-150, 972 nucleotides. RefSeq lists its product as uncharacterized. The record is from RefSeq and is a predicted model, not a curated record. NCBI's taxonomy places the organism in Eukaryota, Fungi, Ascomycota, Dothideomycetes, Dothideales, Saccotheciaceae. The transcript is spliced from 2 exons. Bases 1 to 972 code for a protein of 323 amino acids.
AUGGGUGAUCCCCUCAGCAUCGCUUCUGGAGUCAUCGGGAUUCUGACACUCGCGUUGAACGCGUCGAAGAAGCUGUACGAGCUAUCACAGAGCAUCCAAGGCCAUCCCAGAGAAGUGGAAAGCAUGCGCGAUGAGUUCAGAAUGCUAUCCACAAUAUUGAAACAACUGCAGCAGAAGUCGACAAAGGCCCUGUCGAGCAAAGACGAAUUGCUAGAAGCACCGCUGAAGGGAUGUUUUGAUUGCUGUGAUGAGCUGAACAAAUCUUUGAAGAGUCUGGGCAGCCCGGGUGUACGAGACUGGCUAAGGCUGCAGUUCAGAGGAAGAGCAAUUGAAGAUUUGAAGGCGAGACUCUUGAGCUACAAGUCGUAUUUGAGCAUUGCACUUCAGGUCAUUGAGCUCGAAGAAUCGUCGGCAAUCAGAGACGAUGUUAACAAGCUAAAGGAACAACUGAUCAGUAUCAAGAAAGAUCUAGAGUAUGAUCUGAGAGUGGUCAAUGGAGAUCUGGUCGGGGUGCAGAAGUCUCUCAAGGAAGUGCUUGAGAAGGAAAGAAGAAGUCUCGAAGCGAAUGUGGCAGCAUGCCAAGCCGCUGAGACGGCCCUUGAACGUCACCGCAAUGUCGACCUGAGUUUCACCAACAACACAGCCAACACCAAUUCACGACAGUUGCUCGGGACGGAUAACCUCGACGUCGAAGGGCGCAUUACCGCUACAGGUAACCGAGCUGAAGCAUCGUCGACUCAGGGCAUUGGUAUGUACUCUGCAGAGACUCUUCGUCACCUGCUCAGACCCUCGACCUCGCCCUCAACGCGCGACGGCAGGACCACCGUGACGGCCGAUGCCAUCCAUAUCCAAGGACUUAGCAUAAGAGGAGGAUCAACAAGCCUGAGCGCGCUCACCGGGGUGUCCGGCGAGGAUGAUCAUGAUGGUGUAAACGUCCCUCUGCCGACCGCAUCGCACCGCAGACAGGACUGA